CUCCGCCGUGGGCCUCUGUAGUUUUAUCUGCGUGUUCUCGGUUCAGAAAAGGAAAUGGUUUUUCGUUCUGUUUCCCUCCAUCACUUCCUCACCUCUGCGACGAAGACGAGCUCCUGCACCCGGGAUUCAUGGGAAGAAGAAGGAGGCCGUCGAGCUGAAGGCUUUGGAGUCGGAGCCACAGGCGCAGCUGCUCAGGAAAGGUGAUUCCAGAGAAUCUGUAGAAACCGGAACAACGUGAGAUCCACAGCGCCCCCUGCUGCAGACAUGAUGACCGAGGAGGUGCUGGAGGACAAGGAGAAGCUGAAGCAGGGGCUGGUGAAGGUUCUUCAGUGUGUGGCGACCAUCUCUUCCGCCGCCGCCGUGGUGAACCCGAUCUUCGGCGUGGCCGGGUCUCUGAUCCGCGUGGUGCUGCACCACAUCGACGACGAGGACAUCCGCACGCUCAAGAGAGAGUUCGGCUCCGUGAACCGCGCCCUGGACGAAAUCACCCAACAGAACCGCAGCACCCUGCACCAGAUCACCAAGGAGACGGUGGACGGGCAGUACGGCCGCGUGGAGGAGAACAUCAGGAACCAGUUCAGGAAGUUCAUGGAGAUGGUGGAGGCGCGACCCGACCAGCGCGAGCGCAAGAAGGACGACUUCGAAGACAGUUACAGCAACGACCUGGGAGACCAGAACCUCCACACGCUGUACGACGGCGUGGUGGGCACGCCAAAGCUCUUCAGCAGACCCAUCCUGGAGGUCUACCUGAGGCACAGCCAGGGCGACAGGUGCACCAUGGAGCGCCUGUGCACCCGCCUCACCUACCUCUUCUGCAUCGGCCUCAUCGCGCUCAUGGGCUACGCCGCCGUCAUCGGAGACGACGAGGAGGGUCUGACCGAGGAGUGGGCCGAGAAGAUGGAGCACGUCCAGGAGAAGAUGCAGGAGGCUCUUCGCCGCUGCCACUGACUCUCACAUUCCCCUGAGGACGUCCUGCGCCGACCGCAGCCCUGCACCAGGGGGCAGAGCCGAGCGGCUGCUCCUGUCACCUCCUGUUACUGACCCGGGACUUUCACUUCUGGCUCUUCUUCGUUUGGUCUGACGACACUUUUCUGUGUCUGACCUUCAUCUGUUUUCUCUUUUAUAUUUACGAGAAAUGUUCCUCUGCACGUUCCGCCGCCUGUGCCUCAAUAUGUCUCUUUUUAUAUUUGUUAUUUUUUUUUACUUCUUGUAUUAUAUAAUAAAGCUGUGCAUAAAGAUCAGACUUUAGUUUCUGCAGAUUUUAUCACCAUCAUGUUUAAAAGUGUGGAGUUUAUUUUGUCUCGACAUGAUUCUCGCUGCUCGUGUCUCCGUGUGAGACGCUCGGCCUCUGUACAGACGCACUUCAAUAAAUCUAUAAAUAAAUAAAAACUGUAUGAAAACGC
This is a messenger RNA of Boleophthalmus pectinirostris (great blue-spotted mudskipper), 1403 nucleotides long. RefSeq names its product protein rapunzel-like. NCBI's taxonomy places the organism in Eukaryota, Metazoa, Chordata, Actinopteri, Gobiiformes, Gobiidae. The record is from RefSeq and is a predicted model, not a curated record. The transcript has 4 exons. The coding region runs from base 265 to 948 and encodes 227 amino acids.